Hypanus sabinus (Atlantic stingray) is the source of this 2071-nucleotide messenger RNA. Its product is annotated as cornulin-like. NCBI's taxonomy places the organism in Eukaryota, Metazoa, Chordata, Chondrichthyes, Myliobatiformes, Dasyatidae. The record is from RefSeq and is a predicted model, not a curated record. Bases 860 to 1777 code for a protein of 305 amino acids. The transcript is spliced from 2 exons.
CUGGAACACAGAGCCCGGUUCGAGGGAGAGCAGGAACACAGAGCCCGGGUCGAGGGACAGCAGGAACGCAGUGCCCGUGUCGAGGGACAGCCGGAACGCAGAGCCCGGGUCGAGGGACAGCAGGAACGCAGAGCCCAGUUCGAGGGAGAGCAGGAACACAGAGCCCGGGUCGAGGGUCAGCAGGAACGCAGAGCCCGGGUCUAAGGAGAGACAGGAACGCAGAGCCCGGGUCGAGGGAGAGACAGGAACACAGAGUCCGGGUCGAGGGAGAGACAGGAACACAGAGCCCGGGUCUAAGGAGAGACAGGAAUGCAGAGCCCGGAUCGAGGGACAUCAGGAACGCAGAGCCUGGUUCGAGGGAUAGCUGGAACACAGAGCCCGGGUCGAGGGACAGCAGGAACGCAGAGCCCGGGUCGAUUGAGAACAGGAACGCAGAGCCCGGGUCGAGGGAGAGACAGGAACCAAGAGCCCAGGUCGAAGGAGAGAGAGGAACUCAUAGCCCAGGUCGAGGGAGAGACAGUAACGCAGAGCCCGGGUCGAGGGAGAGACAGGAACAGAGAGCCCGGGUCGAGGGAGAGCAGGAACGCAGAGCCCGGGUCGAGGGACAGCAGGAACGCAGAGCCUGGGUCGAGGGAGAGACAGGAACGCAGGGUCCGUGUCGAGGGAGAGACAGGAACGCAGAGCCCGGGUCGAGGGAGAGACAGGAACGCAGAGCCCGGGUCGAAGGAGAGACAGGUACGCACAGCCAGGGUCGGCCGAGAGCAGGAACGCAGAGCCCGGGUUGAGCGAGAGACAGGAACGCAGAGCCUGGGUCGAGGGACAGUAGGAACGCAGAGCCCGGGUCGAGGGAGAGACAGGAAUGCAGAGCCCAGGUCGAGGGACAGCAGGAACGCAGAGCCCAGGUCGAGGCACAGCAGGAACGCAGAGCCCGGGUAGAGGGAGAGCAGGAACGCAGAGCCCAGGUCGCGGGAGAGACAGGAACGCAGAGCCCGGGUCGAGGGAGAGCCGGAACGCAGAGCCCGGGUCGAGGGACAGCAGGAACGCAGAGCCCGGGUCGAGGGAGAGAGAGGAACGCAGAGCCCGGGUCGAGGGAGAGACAGGAACGCAGAGCCCGGGUCGAGGGAGAGCAGGAACGCUGAGCCCGGGCAAGGGAGAGACAGGAACCCAGAGUCCAGGUCGAGGGAGAGACAGGAACGCAGAUCCCGGGUCGAGGGAGAGACAGGAACGCAGAGCCCGGGUCGAGGGAGAGACUGGAACGCAGAGCCCGGGUCGAGGGAGAGACAGGAACGCAGAGCCCGGGUCGAGGGAGAGACAGGAACGCAGAGCCCAUGUCGAGGGAGAGACAGGAACGCAGAGCCCGGGUCGAAGGAGAGAGGAACGCAGAGCCCGGGUCGAGGGUGAGACAGGAACGCAGAGCCCGGGUCGAGGGAGAGACAGGAACGCAGAGCCCGGUUCGUGGGAGAGACAGGUACGCAGAGCCCGGGUCGAGGGAGGGACAGGAACGCAGAUCCCGGGUCGAGGGAGAGACAGGAACGCAGAGCCCGGGUCGAGGGAGAGACUGGAACGCAGAGCCUGGGUCGAGGGAGAGACAGGAACGCAUAGCCCGGGUCGAGGGAGAGACAGGAACGCAGAGCCGAUGUCGAGGGAGAGACAGGAACGCAGAGCCCGGGUCGAAGGAGAGAGGAACGCAGAGCCCGGGUCGAGGGAGAGACAGGAACGCAGAGCCCGGGUCGGCCGAGAGCAGGAACGCAGAGCCCGGGUCGAGGGACAGCAUUAACGUAGAGCCCGGGUCGAGGGAGAGACAGGAACGCAGAGCCCGGGUAGAGGGAGAGACAGGAACGCAGAGCCCGGGUAGAGAGAGCGACAGGAACGCAGAGCCCGGGUCGAGGGAGAGCAGGAACGCAGAGCCCAGGUUGAGGGAGAGACAGGAACGCAGAGACCGGGUCGAGGGACAGCAGGAACUCAGAGCCCAGGUCGAGGGAGGGACAGGAACGCACAGCCCGGGUCGAGGGAGAGACAGGAACGCACAGCCCGGGUCGGCCGAGAGCAGGAAAGCAGAGCCCGGGUCGAG